Messenger RNA from Echinococcus granulosus, 4743 nucleotides. RefSeq names its product Cell division cycle and apoptosis regulator protein. The record is from RefSeq and is a predicted model, not a curated record. Gene Ontology annotation, molecular function: ATP binding; protein kinase activity. Lineage: Eukaryota; Metazoa; Platyhelminthes; Cestoda; Cyclophyllidea; Taeniidae. Gene Ontology annotation, biological process: regulation of DNA-templated transcription; protein phosphorylation. The transcript has 17 exons. The coding region runs from base 1 to 4743 and encodes 1580 amino acids. Gene Ontology annotation, cellular component: nucleus.
AUGGGUCCGAGUGCACCUGCGAUGGGUGCCAACAUGGGCUAUUAUGUUAAUCCCAUGGACAGGCGGCCCAUCUACACAAAUAAUCCAAUGGGAAAGCCAUAUAGUGGUGCAGGUUACCGAGAUGAUGCCUACAGACGUCCGCGUGACGAUUAUCGCGGCGGCAAGCGUCCAAGAGGUAGAAGUCCGGUUAGUGACAGGCGAUCCCACGGCCAUGACACCUACCAACGCAAAGACAGCAGAUCUGGUAGGAGGCCUCAAUAUACCGGUCGCUACGAGGUGAAAUUCCCCAAACUUCCACUUACUUUAAUGUCUGCGACGGUUCCCGAACUCAAGCUUAUGCACUACAAUCUUAAUAUUCCCGCCGAUUUUUCCAAGGCUUGUUUCACGUGGCAGGAAGCGUUCCCGUUGCACGAGCCGAUGCGGAUCGCCACUAAAUCGGAUGUAUACAUUUUGCACAAGGAUGUGGAGACACACUUUGUUCAUCCGACUAACGCUCUGAACGUUCCGGAUGCGGAUUACUCGUAUUCGGUUCGUGUAAUGCCGGUUGCUUCACCUGAGCUAGGCGAUUUGUAUAAACAAACCUUCCGUGCUGCUGAUGAGAAGGUUGACUCUGAAAAGAUCCCGGCUAUUAAGAAUAUACACUUUUUAGUCGGUGGAAAGUCGAAAAGUGAGACACUGGCCAUCGGAGGUCCCUGGUCACCCAGUCUGGAUGGCCCAGAUCCGGAUAGCAAUUCGCAAACGCUCAUUAACACAGCUAUUAGGACUUUCAAGGGGUUUACUGGCGUAGAUCUAUCAUCUGUAACCGAGUGGGUGCGCUUCCUCGAGAUUCGCUACUAUCGGGCUGCUGCCACAAAAGCUCCUACGAUGACCGAGGAGGAGGAGGAGCGCGAGAUCAGCGAGGACAAGCAGGAAGUUGUCGUCUUCUUCAUUCCCGACAUUUCCCAUCUUGUGCCGUCUGAGGAAGAGUGGGAAAAGACAAAAAAGAUGUACACGGACGCUUUUCAAAAGCUGUUUGAGUCUCCGGAAUCGGAGAGGGCGGAAGAACCUACCAAAUCUGAGCAACCUGUCUCUGAGCCGAUGGAGACUGCUCAGGUCUCUGAGUCAGUCUUAGACGAAAGUCAAGAGAGCUCCCACGCUGAGCGUGCUGAAGGAGAACCAACUCACUAUUCAAAACUGGAUAUCAAUAGCAUGAAGGUGACGGAGCUGAGGGCUGAGUUGAGUGCUCGCAAUCUUGACUGCAAGGGGGUUAAAGCUAGCCUUGUGUGCCGCCUACAGAAUGCGCUUGAUGAUGAGAGGAAGGCUGAGAUGACCGAAUUGAAACAUGCUGAAACUCCGGCGCCGGAGGAACCCACAAAGGUGGCGGCCGAAGAUGCGCCGUCUAGUCUGGCUGAAGCCUCUGGGCAGCCAAAGGAAGAACAUCAGCAUCAGCAACAUCUGUCGAAGGAUAUGUCAGAAAAAGAACGUCGUCGCUUGGAGCGCCUCUAUCGGUUGGGCGAUAAGCCGGCUAUCCUUGUUCACCCUAACAGGGCAGCGCGUGGUGGUCGUUUCGAUUGUCACCGCGUCUCACUUCAUUCUCUCCUCAACUACCAGGGUGAGGAGCAGAAGGAGCUCAACUUUGAAGUGUCUCUGUUUGCGGAGCAAUUCCAUACUAUGAUGCAGCGUGACUGCGCUUUCACUAUCUUCAAGGCCAUCUACUCUGCCCCCGAAAAGGAUGGAAAGUCCGAUCAAAAUGGUCACGAUGAGCCGGAUCCCAAACGUCGACGUGACGACGACUAUGAGGAGUUGUCUCCAGCAGGUGAUGACGAGGAAUCAAGCAAGCAAAGAAAGAUGCGCCGCACUGUUGACUUCGAUCUACUCUUCGCUUUUACCUUCUUCGACCUCGGUCACGCCGGGUUUAUUCGUGAUCACGAUCUGACUACUAUCCUGCAUCUUCUUAAUCUGGGUUACUCCAAGGCCCAGAUGAAAAAACUCGUCUCCAAGGUGUCGCAUCGCGAAAAUGUUCGAUUCAGGAACUUAACUGAUCGCGCUGUUGUUGAAGGAGAUCCCAACGACGUUGCGACAUUAAAGCUGAAUUCUUGUGAUCCUGAGUUCGUUCGUGAUCUUGCUGCUGGGAAUGAUCUUCUCUUCGGUGGCGAAAAACCACAAGGCGCUUCGAAAAUAAUUGUCGCUUCUUCGGCUGGUGGUGAGGAGCUUCUCAAGCGCGUUGAAGCGGCUGAAGAAAACAAAAAGUCCAUGGAAUUCCAAUUCUUCCAGAUUAAGGAAGAACUCGAGAGGACCCGAUCCCGUCUGAACGUCUGUAAAGACUUCGAAGAUCGCCUCAAGAAAGAGAAUCGUGAAUUCCAAGAAAAGCUGCGUGAAGAGCAACGGGCAAGUCGAGACAAUAAGAGCCUUGUUGCGACCUACAACUACCUGUUGAGACAUUCGCGAGAACUCUUGACGAGCGUAGUGAGUGAAAUCGACAAGCAGUUCGAGAAGGAGAAGGUCAAGCGUGAGACUGAAAAGGCGGCGGCUGAAGUAGAGAAGGCGAAACGUGAAUCUCUUGAUGGGACGGACUUGUCUGGAAAAUCGUUGAAGGAUGAAGCUUGUGCUUCUGUUGCAACCGAUGAUGACGCGGGCUCGAGAGGUGCACAGAAGAAUGAAGAUAAAUCGGAGUGGGAGUUGCUGCGCGGAUCUCAUGGCGAACAGUGCUUUGAAGAGGCUCGGGGCAAGAUCUGGUUCCAAGUUCGUCUCACUUCACCGUUUGAUAAUGUUAAUUCCAUCCUUGGAUCCGUUCCUAGCCGAUCAGAGUUGCCCAUGGAGGCACUUCUCAUGCAACGAUAUGCACAAAAACUUAUGACCGGAAACGGAGAGGAGCACAUGUCGACCGUAUGGGAUGACCCAUUCGUGUCUGCUGAAGUUUACAUCCUAAUCAAAUGCCUUAUGGGUGAAAUUGCUGAUACGACGAAGGGGGAACUGUUAAGUAUCCGCGAGGAGUCGAAUUCUUCCCUUGAAAAGGCGAUUUGUUUCGAGAAUCCUCCUUUAAAUUUUGAUGGUGAAGGUGACGAAAACAGUUGCGGUAACGAGGAAGCUGGCUACAAUCUCUCAAAACGCGCUCUCCUUGAGAACAGACGGUCCGAGCUAUCCGAACUGCCCACUUUAGAGCGGAUGCCGUUGAAACGAGAGGAUCGCCAUCUCAUCGAUGUCUCCAACUACUUCCUCGAGCAGUCGCUUUGUCCCAACGAAGCGCCGAGCACCAGUGCCACCACCUCUCCCACUGUCGUCACUCAACUUUUCUCUCCUGGACAGGUACGAGAACUACUUUUGAAGCAGCCUUCCUUCAGUCAGACAAUAAAAGAGCGGGAAACAGAUGAAGGCGUGAAUCCAUGGUGUUUCAAAUUCAGCAAGGUAUUCUGGACCAAAGUAGCUCCCCGAGUGGUUGAUUGGUCUAGCUAUUUCGUUGUCAGAUCAGCAUCGCCUUCUAAGUCCAUCUUUCAGUUCGGGCAACAGCGCUACGCGGUACAGUGUCGUUUGGGUUCUGGAACCUAUGGUAUUGUCUACUUGGUUCGUCUCCUUCCCCCCCUAGACGCCAAUUCAGAUGCUGCUACUGCUCUAAUGGAUACCACCACUGUGGGAUGUCUUCCAGAACAGCAGCAGCGAAUCAGUAACAAUGGUGCUUUAGCCGGCAUCCUGCGAGUGGUUAAGGUGGAGAAACCAGACUUUCCACUGGAGUUUUACUACAUGCGUGAGACGAGGAGGCGUGUUGUCUCCGCUUUCCGUAGCGGUAGGAUCGCUAUUGACGUGCGGCCCUCAAUUUGUCCCGCUUUGGCACUCACUCACAGCGUCGGGCACUUUACCUGCUUGCUCAUGCCCUUCUACUCGGUGGGCCUGUUGAAUUUGUUAAACUAUGGUCUCUUGCCUCGGCAACUAAUAAGUUCGAAAAAGAUUAAGAAUGGCAGAGCGCUGCAGUCAUCUCUGAGGCCCUCUCUCCGCCGCUCUUUGUCACCAUCGUCACCACCAUCACUUUUGCGAUAUGAAGAGGAGCUGGUGGCGCUGUACCUCAGUCUGGAGCUCCUAUGGAUUGCCGAAGGACUGCAUAAUCAUGCAAGAAUUAUUCAUGGCGAUAUUAAGCCGGAUAACCUCCGAAUUAAUGAUCGGUUUCCCCUUUUGGAUGUCUCGGUGUUGGAUGAGACUGUGACGAAUGCAGGAACGGAGGAAGAGGGGAUGGCUGGCGACGAUUUCACCGGUUGCCUGAUGUCUGGCCGAUGCACGAAGGUCCUGGUGCUCCUGGAUUUCGGACUCUGCAUUGACAUGGCCCGAUUUCCACCGGACACGGCGUUUAAGGUAGAAAAGAAGCGCUCCUUCCCUUGCAUCGAGAUGCUCACCGGUCGGCCGUGGACCUAUCAGGCAGGUCUUGCCAUCACUGCUUUACCGUCUCAGCACCUCUUACUGGACUUGUUUAACAUUGCCGGUGUAAUCUACACUCUGGUCUUCAAGCGCUACAUGGAGGUGGAAUGCUUCAACGGCGAAUGGCGUCCCAAGGCCCUGCCACGUUCAAACCGAGUCUACCGAGCGAUAGAGGUCUGGCGCAGCAUCUUCUCCGCCCUUCUAAACGUGCGUAGCUGUGCGUCCACUGAUUAUCCCGACCUGGCCGGUUUGCGGGCACUGUGUGAAGCGUUCCUACGCGACAAUGCAGCCGACUACAAUGUGGCCGCUGAGAAGGCGAACGCCAUCAUCGCUCACUUGAGUCCGGGGUUCAAUGGAUGA